GCUGGGGGCCCGAAUUUUCCAAACCUGGUUAUCGUACCGCGGGGGCGGAGGCUCCAACAACAUUAUCAUCGUCUCCCGGCAGGCCGAGGGAUCUUCUUGCGUUUCGUGCUUCAUUUGUUUCAUUCCGUCUGCGCGCUCGAAGACGGGUCAUCAGCGUGGCUCCUCUUCUUCUUCUUCUUCUCGGUUUUUCGACUUCGAUCGAGCUUUCGGGACCCGAAAGUUCAGAGCGUGGCUUUGGUUGGACAGUCGGUGGCGCGCUUUCAGCACUGAAUCUUUCAGCUCGUCGCUUUUCUUCAGCUGUUCGUGCGGCGAAUGUGAGUGCGUUUUUUUGGAUUUUUGUGCGCGUGUUGGGUGGCCCCAAGGGGGAGGUUUUCGAGGGAUGGAGUUGUUCUUAGGGCGCUGUAAAGUGUCUCCGUUGAUUUUAGCCAUUUUAUUUAUCAGCUUCUUCCACAAUGUGUUAAGCAGACAUCGCAUCCGCCACUACAAGGACAGGUUCAAGCGACAGCAGGGCGCCCAUCUCUACUUGCCCGGCAGCUUCGUCACCGACCCACAAGACGCCGACGCCGACGCCGGCCCGUGGGGCGAGUGGUCGGCGCCGUCGCCGUGCUCGCGAUCUUGCGGCGGCGGCGUCGCGACGCAGCAGCGCGCCUGCCAGGAGGGGUUCGAUUGCCGGGGGGCCGGCAAGAGACAUUUCUCGUGCAACACGCAGGAUUGUCCAGACAUAGCAGACUAUAGGGCACAGCAGUGUGCAAGCUAUGACAAUAUUCCUUUCGAAGGAGUAUCCUAUCAGUGGGUGCCUUAUACGAAAGCUCCUAACGAGUGUGAACUCAAUUGCAUGCCGAAAGGCGAGAGAUUUUAUUUUAGACAUGCCUCUGCAGUCGUCGACGGCACAAGAUGCAACGACGAAAAAUUCGAUGUUUGCGUCAGUGGAAAAUGCCAGACAGUGGGAUGCGACAGGAUGUUGGGGUCGAACGCAAGGGAAGAUCAGUGCCGUGUAUGUGGGGGGGACGGAACCAGCUGUAACACUUUUUCCAAUACGAUUCAAAUGAAAGACAUGCAAGUUGGUUAUAACGAUAUAUUGCUGAUUCCUGCUGGAGCUACGAAUAUUCGAGUUGAAGAGUUGGCUCCUUCGAAUAAUUAUCUCGCUGUCCGUAAUAAAACCGGCUACUACUAUCUGAACGGUAACUGGAGGAUCGAUUUCCCUAGGUCACUAGAUUUUGCAGGCUGCAGGUUCAAAUACGAAAGAAACCCCCAAGAGUUUGCCGCUCCAGAUGUGGUCACUUGCUUGGGACCAACAGAAGAAUCCUUGUUCAUGGUGCUCUUGUAUCAAGACUCGGAAGUGCCAAUCAGUUACUCGUACAGUUUACCGACGAAUAUACCACCACCAAGUGAAGAAACGUAUGCAUGGACUUAUGACGAGUUCACACCUUGUUCAGCUACAUGUGGUGGAGGUUAUCAAUUCCGCAACGUGACCUGCGCCGGCCGCGCCUCCUUAGAUCCCGUCGAUCGCUCUCUCUGCGACUCCAACACGGAACCUGAAGCCAAGCGCCGCUGCAACGAGAUCGCGUGCGCCGCGCAGUGGGUGCCGCACCCCUGGAAAGAAUGCUCGGCGCCGUGCGGCGACGGCGGUUUGCAGUCGCGCGACGUCACGUGUCAGCAGAUCGUGUCCAACGGGCUGCCGACGCUGGCGGAGGACAGCGAGUGCGUUGCUAGCGGCGCUGUCAAGCCGCCGACGCAACAGCGGUGCAACGUGGGCAGAGUGUGCGCCACGUGGUUCUCGGGGCCUUGGAAGCCGUGUGAUCACCUAUGUGGAGAUGGUGAGCAAACAAGAAAGGUUCAAUGUUUCAUCAAGAAAGAUAACAAAAUCGAGGUCCUGGAAGAUUCAGAAUGUGAAGCAAUCGAACCAAAACCAGAAGUCAGCAAGAAAUGUAGAAUCAGACCUUGCGAAGGUGUUGAUUGGAUAACAUCCGAAUGGAGUGGGUGUGAUAGGAUUUGCGGAUUGAAGAACGAAACAAGAAAAGUCCACUGUGCCACUGAGAAAGGAGAAUUCCAAGAUGACGAACUGUGUGAAGCAAACCAGAGACCAGAGACAAUCCGAAAGUGCGAAUCAACCAAUGCUACCUGCCAAUAUUUGUGGUACGCAUCUCAAUGGAGCGAGUGUUCAGUAACCUGUGGCGCCGGUGUUCAAACUAGAACUAUAUUUUGUGGCGUGUCCACCGUUGAUGGUGUCCUCAAAGUUGAGGACGCCCAAUGUGACCCUUCAAAGCACUUUGAAACCAUCAAAAACUGCACUGGAGAAGAAGAAAGUUGUGAAGGCGAAUGGUUCAGCGGCCCUUGGGGAGAGUGUUCCAAAUCCUGUGGGGGAGGAGAACGUACCAAAAAAGUCGUUUGCAUCAAAGAUUUCCAAGUAGUAAGCCCGGACCUAUGUGGUUCUGAAACAAUCGUGUUUUCACAAGAGGAAUGUAACAACCAUCCUUGUUCAGAAGAUACUAUAAUGCCAACUGACGUUACUCACCCAGUGGACGAAUCAGAACCGACAGCAGAUGGAAGUUCCACCGAUGUUUCUGUCAUUACGGAAUCAACAGAUUCAACAGAUUCGACAAGUGUUGUAGAGCUAACAAGCCCGCCAUCAACGGAUGAAGACGAAGAAUACGAGAUAGUACCCGACACAAAUUGUGAUGAUGGAGAAUGGGUCGAAACCGACGAAACUGGACAACCACAAAAAGAUCAGGCCCAGGAACACAUUAGCAAGAAAAGAGAGACACUCUUCUCUUCGGAUGACAUGAUGAUGGGGGACGGUGUUAUCGUUUUCAUCGAAGAAGAUGAAUUCGGUUCAGGAGAGACAACUACUGAUUUUGAAGGAUCAGGAACUGAAUCCACUUACUCAUCGAGCUGGAGCUCUGAGUCUAGUGUAGCUUCCGAGUCUACAACAGAGUUUACCACCGAAACUGGUGAAACUACUGUUACUGGUGACACAUCAGAAACUGGGCUAACCACAGAGAGUGGGGCAUCUGGCAUGACGACAAUAUCUGGCCCUAGUUCAGCCUCUGAAGUGACUACAUCAGUGAGCUCCGGAUCAGAGGCCAACACUGAGCCAACAGUAUCAGACUCAAAUAUUUCAGGAUCUACUGAAUCUGUUUCGGAUCAAACUGGUUCCGAUGGUUCUAGCACAUCCGCACUUGCUUCUGGAAGUACUGAAUCGACAGAACAAAGUGGAAGUACCACAGAAUUCACAGGUUCAACUGACGUAGAUAAUAGCACUAUAGAGACAGUCGAGUCUAGUGAGAGUACAACUCUUGGCAGUUCUGAUUCAGGCGGUUCUACUGUCUCAUUCGAGAUCACUGAAAUCACUAGUCCAGUCAGUGGAAGUUCUGCAGAUUCCUCAGGAGGUAGUACAGAACCAACGAGGGAAUAUACAGGUAGUACCGAUUCAACCACGGAAUUCACAGGUAGUACCGAAUCAACCACGGAAUUCACAGGUAGUACCGAAUCGACCACGGAAUUCACAGGUAGUACCGAAUCAACCACGGAAUUCACAGGUAGUACGGAAAUGGGAUCAACAAAAUCUGUUUCGGAUCAAACUGGUUCCGAUAGUCCUGGUACAACUGAAAGUGAAUACACAGGUACCCCUACUUCAACACAGACAGGGGUAACUGGAGAGAGUACUACCAUAUUCUUCAUUGGUGAACCAGAAAAUGUUGUCAAGACGACUACAGUGAAACCAUCCACACUUGUGUCUGAAAGUACUGAAUCGACAGAACAAAGUGGAAGUACCACAGAAUCCACAGGUUCAACAGAAGUAAAUAAUAGCACUAUAGAGACAGCCGAGUCCAGCGAAAGUACAACUCUUGGCAGUACUGAAUCAGAGGGUUCUAGUACUAGUCCAGUCAGUGGUAGUACAGAAUUAACGACGGAAUAUACAGGUAGUACCGAAUCAACUACGGAAUUCACAGGUAGCACCGAAUCAACUACGGAAUUCACAGGUAGUACCGAAUCGACCACGGAGUUAACAGGUAGUACCGAAUUAACUACAGAAUUCACAGGUUCCGAAAUGAGCUCCAGCACCUCAGAGAUGAGUUCAACGAGUGAACGAUCUACUGAAAGUACAACAGAAUUCACGGGUAGCACUGAAUCUACUGAAAGUACAACGGAAUUCAGUGGUAGCACUGAAUCUACUGAAAUGACAACAGAAUAUACAGGAAGUACUGAAUCAACUACAGAAUAUACCGGUACCACAGUUAGUGACAUAUUCAGUAGCACCACAGAAGAAAUGGCGAUCACAGAUGAUUAUGGCAAAUCUAGAAUCAUCGAUAUCUUCACCAAAAAACCACGCAUGUGUAAGAGAAGGAAGCUCAGGACUUGUAGUAAAACGAAAUAUGGUUGUUGCUGGGAUAACAUCACACCUGCAAAGGGUCCAUUCGACAAAGGAUGUCCAACUCCCCAUACGUGCAAGAUGUCAAAAUACGGUUGUUGCAAAGAUGAGGUAUCGGCAGCACUUGGGCCCAAAUUUGCUGGUUGCCCCAGUCUGCACUGCAACGAAACGCUCUUUGGAUGUUGCCCCGAUGAAAGAACUCCUGCAGAAGGUAAUGACAAUGAAGGUUGUCCUCCAAUUUGCCUCAGCUCCGAAUACGGUUGUUGUGAUGAUAAUGUUACUGAAGCCACUGGUCCUGACCACGAAGGAUGUAAAGAAACCGAAAUAACGACAACAGAAGAAAUCAUGUCCACGACAGAAUUAACCACGGAGUACAGUGAUGCAACUGAAGAAUCAAGCUCAACUGACUCAACUAUCAUGGAAACAACUACAGAAGCUAUAACUGAGGACUGCAGGAACAUGACCUACAGGUGUUGCCCUGAUGGAACGACUGCUGCCGCAGGCCCUGGAUACAGAGGCUGCAAUCUUCCAUGCUCUAAUAGCACAUUUGGAUGUUGCCAGGAUGCAAGAACUCCAGCUCAUGGACCAAGCGGAGAAGGAUGUUGCUUGGCAACGCCGUUUGGUUGUUGUCCUGAUGAUAUCGUUGCGGCAAGGGGACCUAAUAUGGAAGGCUGCGACUGCCAAUAUUCUCCUUAUGGGUGCUGCUCAGACAAUACAACUGCUGCAAGAGGUUACGAUAAUGAGGGUUGCGGCUGCCAGUCUAGCGAAUUCGGUUGUUGUCCUGAUGCUUUGACGCCUGCCAGUGGAGCAGAGUUCCAGGGAUGCUUGUGCCAUACAUUCCAAUUUGGAUGUUGUCCAGAUGGAAUAACAACUGCCAGAGGACCUCACCAGCAAGGUUGUGGAUGUAGAAACACUGAAUUCGGUUGCUGCUCUGAUGAACAAACUCCAGCUUCUGGACCGAAUAUGGAAGGUUGUGGUUGUGAAAACAGCAAAUACGGCUGUUGUAUUGAUGGGCUUACGGAAGCAAAGGGAGAAAACUAUGAGGGUUGUGAAACUGCUCCUCGAAAUCUACAGGUCGGGUGUUCUAUUCCAAAGGAAAGGGGAACAUGCAGGAACUACACGGUUAAAUGGUUCUUUGAUAUGGACUAUGGUGGCUGUUCAAGAUUCUGGUAUGGAGGUUGUGAUGGUAACGAGAACCGUUACAAGUCUAAAGAAGAAUGCGAAUCAGUUUGUGUUAAGCCUGAAGGAACAGAUAGGUGCAAUUUGCCUAAAGUGGCUGGUCCAUGCGAAGGCUAUUACCCUGUUUGGUACUAUGAUAAAGACUUGAAGAACUGUGCUCAGUUCGUGUAUGGGGGAUGUCUUGGUAAUAAUAAUAAAUUCGAAAGCAGGGAGGAGUGCCUCAACCAAUGUGUUACCGAUAGCAGCCCAGAUCCUUGUGAACAAAAACAAGAAGCAGGUCCAUGCAAUGGACAGUACCAAAGGUAUUGGUAUGAUGAAGAGACUGGUCAAUGUCAACCUUUCGUGUAUGGGGGUUGCAAAGGGAAUAAAAACAACUUCCCUACUAUUGAGGCUUGCAGGCAACAAUGUGCUACACCUGGUGAAAAGAAAGAUCAAUGCUCGUUACCAAUGGCCCAAGGUAAUUGCACAGAACGACAAGCCAACUGGUACUUUGACACUCCCGAGAAUCGUUGUAAACCAUUCUAUUUCUCUGGCUGUAACGGUAACCAAAAUAACUUCGAGAGUAGAGAAGCAUGUGAAAGUUUAUGUCCAAAAGCAAUUGCAAAAGACACUUGUCAACUCCCUGCUGAGACUGGUGAAUGUGCCAACUACGUCGACAGAUGGUACUAUGACACUAGAGAUAAAGCUUGUCGUCAAUUCUACUAUGGAGGAUGUGGUGGUAACGGUAACAACUUCGAAUCUCGACAGAAAUGCGAAGAGAGAUGCGAAAACGGACAACCACUCGAACCACAACCGAUCACACCACCCCCACAGGUGGAAGCAUUUAGAAUUGAAAUGUGCUUUUUGCCAAGCGAAACUGGAAAGUGUAGAGCAGCUUUCCCAAGAUAUUUCUAUGAUAGUGCCGAUGGGGUUUGUAAGCAGUUCGUUUAUGGAGGAUGUGAUGGUAACAGAAAUAACUUUGAAACUGCUGAUGAUUGUCUCAGAUACUGUGGAGUAUCUCAAGAUCUAUGUACACUGCCUCCUGUUGUUGGAACUUGCAAUGCAUCUGUCCCACAAUACUACUACGAACCCUCCAGCGAUACUUGUCAGCGUUUCAAUUAUGGAGGUUGUGGUGGUAACUACAACAGAUUCCAGGAUAUUUACACCUGCGAACAGAGAUGUAGGAGAUCCCAACCUUCUGCAGUCACACAACCACCACAAAUUCCAAGUGAUAUGAAGAUGUGCUUCAUACCAGCAGAUUCAGGAAACUGUACUGAUAACUACGUGGCCUUUUACUUCGACCAGGAGACGUCAAGGUGUGCCCCAUUCACGUAUACAGGAUGUGGCGGCAAUGACAAUAGAUUUAAUAGCGAGGAGCAAUGUGAGAGGCAAUGUGGAUCAUUCAGAGGCCAAGAUAUCUGCAAUAUGGAUAGAGACGUCGGGCCAUGCGGAGGGUACUUCGUCAAGUACUUUUACAACCGAAACAGCAGACGUUGUGAACAAUUCGCAUUCGGAGGAUGUCAAGGAAACGGAAACAGAUUCAGCUCAGCCAAAGAAUGCGAAGAUAUUUGCGUGGUUCAUGAAGAAACCAAACCUAAUAUCACAGCUACAGCGAUAUGCCAACUGCAGGUGGAUAAAGGUAGUUGCGAAGAAGGGUACCACAAACGUUGGUACUUCGAUGAUCUCAGAGGGGAAUGUAUUGCGUUCAUUUUCUCUGGAUGCGGAGGCAAUUUCAACAAUUUCAAAUCGUACCAGUCUUGUCUAGAUUUCUGUCGAGACUUGUUGCCUCGAACAGAGCCUCCUCUACCGAACGUACAAACAGACAUCGCCCCGCACCCUUGCCAGGAAGUUUUCGACGAAUGCACCACCCUCAGGUGCGCCUAUGGCGUGGAGCCCUACGUGGACGAGCGGGAGUGCAACAGGUGCCGCUGCCUGGACCCCUGCAUCGGGAUCGGGUGUCCCGAUGACGAGCAGUGCGCCAUCGACAUCAACAGGAACAGGACUUCGGCGCGAGAUGCCGCUUUCAUCGCCGUUUGCAGGAAACGCGUGAAACCUGGCUCGUGUCCCAACCUGGAGAUCAACGACAACAACUGUGAGGAGGAGUGCCGGACCGACGCUGACUGCACGUUGCACCUGAAGUGCUGCUCCACUGGCUGCGGCACUGCGUGUGUGGACCCCACGCCACCUGCCCAGCUGGUGACGCAGCAGCCGCAGCCUGCGUUUACGGAGGGGCCUAUAGAAGCGCAAUAUCGACCUCCCAAGGUUGAUGUCAUGGAAUACAAGCCGGAAACUACAGGUCUCAUAGGAGACCAGGCUACUUUGAGAUGUGCUAUUUCUGGAAAUCCUAACCCUAGGAUUAGGUGGAGCAAAGAUGACCUUAUGAUUGAUGGUACUCAACCAAGGUAUAGGAUCAAGCUAGAUCAGUCAUUGCAGAUCAUCACCUUGCAUAAAACAGACUCAGGAAUCUAUCUCUGUACCGCUGAUAAUGGUAUUGGAGAACCUAUCACGAAUCAAAUCAGACUGGAUGUAUUAGAUUCGGAACCCCGCCCCGUCACCAUGCUGGACGACCAAGCGAACCAACCCCCCCAUAUAGUCUCCCUCAACGCCCCCGCAACCCUAAACUGCUUCGUCCUCGGCCAUCCCUUCCCCUCAGUCACCUGGUGGAAGGACGACUCCAUGCUCCCCUUCAAAAACAGCGAAUUCGAGGUGCGCAAAGACUACUCUUUGCUCAUCCACUCGGUGAAGCUGCGCAACCUCGGAAUCUACACCUGCCAAGCGUAUAACGGCUUCGGCAAAGCUGCUAGUUGGUCGGUGACUGUCAAGGCCAGAGGCCCCUAUAGGUUCUCCGACCCUAGGGAGUAUAGAUACCGAGAGUUCAUUGUCGAUCCUCCGAUGGAGCCUAGCCUCAUCGUUCCUACCCCUAUCGCUACCACUGCCGCUCCUACCCCUAGGUAUCCCCCUAGGAGACCCACUCCUCAGCCGUUCGUGCCGCCUGCGAUGUACACGGAACCCUCGAAUGAGAUCGUGCCUGGGUCAGUGGCACCUACUGUGAUGUGGAAGCCGCCUAGUCUUGUCGUGCCUGUGAGAGCAAAUAUAACUACAACCGACUCGAGGUAUCCAAUAGGCAGUAACAUAGAAUUGCCAUGUGAGGUAACAGGAUAUCCAACACCUCAGGUGCAAUGGUACAAGGACGGUGUUCAGUUGAAUCCAUCAGAAAAAAUCUUUAUUUCAGACACUAACACGUUGAGUAUACAAGGUGCAACCAAAGCAGACUCAGGAUUUUACCAGUGUGAAGCUACCAAUGCUUAUUCCAAAGCAUCUAGUACUCUGAUGAUAUCAAUUCAAGGAAUCUUCAUCCAUCCUAGUUGCACGGACAACCAAUUCUUCGCGAAUUGCGCCCUCAUAGUCAAGGCCAGAUACUGCACGCACAAAUAUUAUGCCAGAUUCUGUUGCCGAUCGUGCACAGAGGCUGGGCUGUUGCCAGUUGAUGGACCACAUCUCCAGGGAUUCAGCAAGACGAGUGCCAUCGAUAGUAACCGAAUAUGAAUCGAUCGAUUUCGAUUGGUAGUCUAAUUGUUCUGAGAAAUAUCUUGAAAACGAAUGAAGAAACUGCAGUAUGUUCCAUUGAUGAUUAUUGUACGUACGUUAACUGGAUGAUCUUUGACUACGUGUGGAUAAACUGAUCAACAAAAUAAACGUCGUGGUCCAAAAUAUAGGCUGAUUUCAAAAUCGAAUUACUCAUGGAUCCCAUAACUAAUUUCACUUCGGUUUUCACAGGUUUGGCAAGUCCAACCUUCGAGUUAACUCGUCAGAUCAAUAUGAGACUACGACAUUUCCAGAUGAACGAUCUAUACAGGAUGAUUAUUGGAGUAGUGUUAAAUUGCAGUGGUGUCGUCACGUUCCCGUUUGAGAAAAUAUUUUUUAUAAUUUUUUUUCGACCAUAAUCAUGAAGUUUGAUGUUUUCUCUCGAAAAAAUUUCGACAUUUUUUCAAUCAGACCCUUUAUGUAUUAUAUCAACGAAUAAGUAAAUGACAUUGAAUUUUCGUAAUGUUUUUUGAAAAAUUCACAUUGUGCGGAUAAUUCUGGAUAAUGUGAGAGUGUCCGGAUACAAAAACUCAAAAUGAAGUACAUACAGGAUGACAUAAAAAUUAUUGUAUGAGAUUCGAUGAAGAAAACCAUAUCUCUCUUCAGAUGAAAGAUAGUUUUCUCAUUUCCUUAGAUAACAUUAUGGAGUUUCAUAUCAAACACAUGAAACAGUCUCGAAACAGUUUUUGAAUUUUCCAAAUCUGAAUCCGCAUCAUGGAAUUAUCAUUUUAAUGAUGCAUUUUGGUGAUCUUUUAAAAAAUCGGGAACUAUUCGUAUCGUAUUCAUGAAAUCAUUUUCCUACAACGAAAUAAGUUCAUCAGCUUGCAUUAUUGCCAUUUUUUGCACCUUUUAUAAAUAUCCUGAGAAAUAUCUGUUUGCUACAGUACAAUCUACAUUUCUAAUAUGUAAUGUAAUGGGACUUCUACUAACCGAUUUUUCAAAAAAUACGAAAUUCAUUGUCCAUGAAAAUUCAUAUCUCCUUAAUGUGGAUUCCGAUUUGAAAUCUUUUAAAACUAUUUCAAGACCAAACAACAAGCUACAUGUUCAUAGUAUAACACUUCGUAAUUUCAUCAAUGGAAUUGAGAAAAUUAUGUUUCAUCUGAAGAAAGACAUGUUUCUCUUCAUCGAGUAUCACGAUAAUUUUUCUAUCACCCUGUAUGUAGGUACUUCAUUUUCAGUAUUCGUAUCGAGACACUCUCACAUUAUCCUGAACUAUCCACACGAUGUCAAUUUUUCGAAGAACAUUAGGAAUAUUCAAUGUUAUUGUUCAAGUUUUCGUUGAUAAAAUACUUAAUUUUGAAGAAAAAAAAAAUAUGUAUCUGACAAAAAGGGUCUGAUUGAAAAAAUUUCGAAAUAAUCAAGCUUCAUGAUUAGGUAUGGUCGAAAAAAAAAUUAUAAAAAAUAUUUGAUCAAACCGGAACGUAACGUAACCGCUGCAAUUUAACACUACAAUCAUCAUCAUCCUGUAGAUUGUUCAUCUGGAAUAUUUGUAGUCUCAUAUAUUGCUUGGACGAGUAGCUAACUGAAAGAUUGGGCUAGCCAACCAUGAAAACCGAGUAGAAAUUAGUUAUGGGGAACCUCUUGAUGAAUUUGAUUUUGAAAUCGGCCUAUAUAUUUUGGACCACGAUGUUCAUUUUGUUGAACAGUUUAUAUGAAUUGCUUAUCCAUGAAAGGAUAUACGAUAUACCAAAUGACGUGGAAUGAAUGGGAUUAUGAUGAUUUUUUCGUUCUCUCAUUAUUCUCUCCUUAUAUCAGAAUAAAUUCACACAAACAGAAUCCAAUUGUUCUGAAAUAAAACUCAUCAGCACAAAAAUAUAGGUGUUCACUCAUUUCAUGUUAAGAAAAUAUUUUUAUCAUUAUCUCAAUGUCUACUCUAUUUGUUCCUCAGGUACUAUUUUGAUACUUCUCAAUAUUUCGUUACCAGAUGUUUACACAAUAUAAUACCCACUCAAGAAGGAACAGUGUGAUAAUGAAUCACAAUCUUCAGGGAUUCUAAUGCUUACUCACUUCAUUUUAGUUCACAUAAUGUUUUGUUAUUUUUCAGUUGAUAGCACUAAACAUCAAAUCGAUUAAAAUUAUCUAAUUAGGAAAAUGAGAUACGGAGUCGUUAUUUUGUUAAUAAUCAAUAAUUAUUAUUAUAAUUAUUAAAUAAUAUUCACAUUGUGUAUCAAAUCUGGUAGAAAUAAAUUCAGCUGUUCCGAAAUAAUAUUUCCAUCAGAUGUUUCAAAAAUGUUCAACAUCAUUUUGUCGGAAUCCUGUUUAUCAGUCAUAUAUAUCAUUUUUACCGACGUUAGCGAUCGUCCACUUAUUAAUGGCACGUCCUGUAGACUUUAUUGGCAAAUGCAACUUUCAUCAACCUGGCUGAAAUGAUAAUUCUCAGCUUUCCGCACGAAGAGUUGCCUUGCAUUAUCAAAUAGAAUUCAUUUUUUAAAGAAUGAUGGUCAACUCAUUACUCAGGAAACAUAAGGAAAAAUUUCGAGUAUAGCUAUUUCACGAAGUUUUUGGUUGAUGUUUUCUGGAAAGCCGAAGAUACAUGGCGAUGACUAAAGAUUCUUAAAUACGUAGCAGACGAAAUGAUAUAGAUAUUUCUGCAAAUCACAUGCAUGAUAAUCAAUGUAUUAUGUAUUGAAUUUUGAAAUUUCAUUUCAGCUUUUUCCAAGAAUCUUAAGAUAAAUUUGUAUUAAUAACGAGUUCUGAAUCCAGUGUAUAUUCAGGAAGUGGACUCUAGAAGUUAACUAAAACCUGCUGAAUUUUUAACUUCAACUCCCUCAACUUUUCCUAUAUAUUCAAUAUUGUAACGUCAGUCUCUAUACACACACAGGACAGUAUUUGGUAUACAUGGUAUACAUAUUUUCUUUCGUAAUAACACUAAUGGGUAUGUACUAAGGGAACUCAGUGCAACAUAAUAUGUUGAUAGCAACGUAUAUGUUGAAAGUUCACUAAAACAUUAGAAUUUGAUUUGUCACUGAUUAUAUUUUCCAUGUGUCUGGUAUAUCAAAACAAGAAAUGUUCUGUUUGAGUUGUUUAUUCAUCACUUCGCAUUGUUUUCAAGAUAUAUCUCAUAUUGUCUUAUGGUUCAAUAAGAUCAUGCAAUGUUCCAACAAAAAAUUCAAGAAACACAUCCUGGAAUUUAAUCACCAGUGAUGUAACUAACUUUGUAGAUAUUAUUUCAAAUACUCCAGAAAUCGUGCAAUUUACUUAACUUUGUAUAUAUUAUAAUUUUAACAAUACUAUUUAUGAAUUCGUCAUGUAAAGAAUGUGUUCAAUACAUUGUGAAACUGAAAAAUAAACUUUUCAUUUUACAU
Phaedon cochleariae (mustard beetle) is the source of this 12420-nucleotide messenger RNA. Lineage: Eukaryota; Metazoa; Arthropoda; Insecta; Coleoptera; Chrysomelidae. The record is from the annotation of a GenBank genome assembly.